Molecule: messenger RNA, 1420 nt
Organism: Phyllopteryx taeniolatus (common seadragon)
Lineage: Eukaryota; Metazoa; Chordata; Actinopteri; Syngnathiformes; Syngnathidae
Exons: 7
Coding region: 183-875 (230 amino acids)
Molecular function (GO): DNA binding
Source: RefSeq, a predicted model, not a curated record
CGAGUCGUAUCAACACAAGAAACCCAAAAAAUAUAUAACAACAACAACAUAAGGUGGGAUUUAAAGUCAGAACGAGGUGAGGAUCAAAAUUCACUAAACUUUCUUACAUUGGUUUUGAUCAGCGGUGGGAGUCAGGGUCAUCAUGGCUUAAACAAGACGUCGGCAAAAUUUUUAAGGAGGUGAUGCCUCAACUGACAUUGUCGGCAGCCAUGCAACUGGUAUUGCUGCUGUCGGCCUUCCCGGCUCAGUACUUUAUCCACAAAUGGUGUGGAAACACAGCAGAGGAGCGCCUUCGUGCGUCCUCACAGUUAAUUCAAGAGUGGAAAGAGUGGAGCGGUUCUCACCUGGACGUUUCUGUGUGGCACGAGUGGACCAUGCGGCAGAUUUCCAAAUUCUGGUCUGCGCUCGGUCUGGACGCUGAUGAGGAGGACAUGUCGGACACCAUGAACAAGAUGAUGUAUGACAACGACCAGGGAUUCUUUGGAGCGUCUAAAGCGGUGCGCAGUCCACGGCCGCCUUACGUCUUCCUGCGGGUGGGCGAGGUGGUGAUGGAACGUAAAGGCCACCGGGUCGGCGUGGUGGUGAGCUGGGACACCGAGCUGAGGGCCCCCGCUGAGUGGGUGGACAGGGUGUACAGUGGAACGAAGGAUGUGGCUGCAGAGAAGACUCCUCAUUACAAAGUUCUGUUCAGCGGGCCAAGACCGAACCAUGUAGUGGUGGCCUACCUGCCGCAGACUCAACUCAGACGCAUCACGAGAACCAAACCAAACAUUGCCAUCUUGGAGAACUACUUCACUCAUUUUGACGGCGACCGCUUUGUGCCUCUACCGUGGCUGAAAAAGAUAUUUCCCGAAGACGACAUCGACAAUGACUGAACGUCGUGGCUCCUGAGAUGAUGACGAUUAUUCCAGUUUAGCAGGAGCUCAUUCGAAUGUAUCAAGCGACAACGCAGUACUGUGUACAAGUCUUAGCCACCAUUACCUUUUUAAUCAAACGGCAGCCAUUUUGUCAUAACCGUAAAAUACAGUGGAAACUCAAACUAGGUACUCAUGAAAACAGAACUUUUUAACAUUCUUAAUGUCCUCAACAUUAUUGUCGAAUAACAAAAGUGUUAACUCAUAUCGUACAUUCAUUCUUUUAACAUUCUUCAAACGUGCAAAUAAUUUGACAACUGGCCCACAACAUACAGGAGGGUUAACAGCCCAAUGUUAGGCUGCUCUUAUAGUGUCAAAUGCAAAUGCUUGCAAAGUAUCCAGCUGAUGCUUGCAGAAUUGAGGUACAUUCUUUCAGUUUUCAAUUCCGAAUUGUACCACUUCAGGGGGAAAAUUAUGUCGCAUGACUUUUGCACAGUGCUGUACAUGCACAGCUUUGAAUGUAUAAUUAUGAAUGUAUGACUUCAAAUAAAUGACAAUACAGUGAA